Messenger RNA from Vitrella brassicaformis, 2635 nucleotides. The record is from the annotation of a GenBank genome assembly. NCBI's taxonomy places the organism in Eukaryota, Vitrellaceae.
CGUAUCAACACGAAUACACACAAUUCACCUUCUUCCCAUACACACACCAUGCACACGUAUGCCCAUGCGUACAGACAUGCGCGCAUGGAUGCAGAGACCAUGAAUCAUGCAACGAUUACUUGCGCCUCUGUCCCAGUCAGGCCCCUCCCGCCUUUUUGCCCCUUGCUCCAUUGCUGUUGCUGCUGGGUGUAGUGUGUCCUUUGGCAAUAAUGCUGACGCAUCCACAACUCAAGCAGUGUCAUGUCGAGCGCAUCGCCGGCGACCGGACGGAAGUGGUAUGCAAAGUGCCGCCGCACCUUGAAGAGGUGCCUCUGCUUGGCCACGAUUUCCUCCCUGGUGGUGCGCUGCAAAAUCGCCGCCGUCUCGUUGGCGCGCUCCUCAGGGAUGAACACGGCCAGCAUCGUCCAAUCCCACACACAACCUGUUUACAUACAUCACACAUGCAUACGGCUUGGUAUUGACCUUGGUAUUGACACGGCUGGCAUUAACUAAUGUAUCAAUGUGCUUUCAUUCAUCUAGAGCGACCUUGUGGGAGCCAGUAGUAGUCGGCAAUGACAACGGGGAUGCACGUGUACCAGAUGGCCUCAAUGAUGCGUGGGCUGACCACACGCGAGCCGCGCGGGCAGAGGCAGAAGGUUGAGGACGAGAGGUACCUCGUGUAGUCGGAGGGGUCCACAUGAGACGUGUAGAUGGCCGUCGGUGCCGAUACACCUGACAGACACAACCACACGCGAGCCCCGGUCAAUCAAUGGGUGGAUGGGUGUUUUCCUUCCCUCCAUCCGUCCUACAUGCCUUUGAAUGAGUCGAGGACUGCCGGUCUGACGAUCUCGCCCCUCUUGCCCUUGCCAGCGUUGCCCGCGAAGAAGGCCAGAUAUUGCCGGGGGCCCAGAAGGCCGCGCGCAGACGAGUGACCCUCAUCCACCUAAUGACAGACAGAUGCAUUGCAUCCAAUCCAUGGGUGUAGAUAUGCGAGGGACAGACACUGAGUGAUCCAAACACCAACCCACGGCCGUGCGGACUGAGGGCUGCUCACGUCAGGAUUGAGGUUUCUGCCGAUCCUGAGUGCCUGCUCCGCCCUGGCAGCGUGACCACAGGGCACGAUGGACACGUCAACACGCGGAUCGUAACUGCAUGAACAGAUGGAUGGAUGAGUGGUGAUCCGUCUCCAUUCGUUGCCCUUCCUCGAGCAUUCACCUACCCGUAGGGCUUCCUUAUCUUGACUUUUCUUGCUUUGAGAAAGGCCUGGCCCUCCCCGCCGCCCUCAGUGGGCUCAAACAUCUACACAUCACAGACAGACACGUCACACAACACAUGUCUGGCAAUGAAUUGCCAAUGAAUGAAUGAGUCUCGUGCGUACGUACCUUGUACCAUUCGUUAGGGUUGGGGUUGGUCGUCAUGGUGGUGGCGUUGACCACGAGGCUCUCUCCGCCCCACGAGCUGUACUCGGCCUUGCCGCCGUCGUGGCUUAUCACCCAAAAGUGACCUCGGCCAUACUGCCUAUAAUGCAAAUCCAGCCAUGUGUGAGGGACUGGCACAGCCCCUCUCUGAUCUCUCGGGGCAUUGAUUCGUCAGUAUUUGCCUUAGCUCAGUUACUUGUCGUAGUAGGGCCACUUGCGCCUGACGUAUUCGACGGUCUCCUUGACCUGAUGCGCAGCCAACUUGCCACCUGCAGACACCAGCGACAUUCGGUGGGUGAGUGAGAUAGGCUAUCUUUGUGUUUGCGAUGCAUUAUGUAUGUCGCCUACCGGCAGCCCUCUCGCCGCCUGCCAGUUCGGCCGCCAGGGUCUUGUUGACGUACUUGCGGCCGUAGAAGUUGGCCGUCGUGGGAAAUACUGGAAGCUGAUACGCAUUCGCCAGAUCGGAGUCCGUCACCCGCAGAGGCGACCCGCUGAUCUGAGUCCAGAAGACAGAUUCUGCACGACAAGCAACACCACACAAUUAACAUGCGUAAAGCCACGGUAUAUAUUCACAUGACUGACCGACUAGAUAAGCGGAGUUGCGUGCUUUGGCCACGGUGUCGCGCGAGAAGGUGGGCGGCACCUCGACAAAUGGUGGUGGGGGGUACUGGAAGAUCCGGAGGCCGCCCUGCUCGAUGGGGCGGUGCAUGGCGGCCAGCAGCCCGUCGAUGGCCCUCUUGUACUUGUCGACCGUUCCCUUGUUGUCAUUCGAACCGUACUUGGCCGUACUCGACACGAAGUCCGGCAGACCUGACACACAUGACACAUGACAGACCGAUGCAUGGACAGAUCCCCAAUCGUUCAUUCAUUCACUCACCGGCUUGGUCGAUGACGGGAUUGGCCAUGCAGUGGCAUAUCUUGAGGUCAAUCUCCAGCGGCACUCCGUCCACAAGAGCAGACGACGGAAACCAUAACCGCCCAUCCUCGCCUUUCGCCUCUCCGUUCGCAUGAGUGGCGUGUACAUCUCUGUCGGGCUUCCUGCGCGGUGCCGAGGGCGCCUCGCGUGCGAGGUUGUUUCUGAGUAUGACGUAGAUGUUGAAUGCGAACCAGGAGAUGAAGAGUGUGGCGAAGAUGGCGGCGAUGAAAAAGCGGUGGAGCGGCUUCGCUGUGCUCAAGCCGGGGCGCUGAGGAUGAAUGCGAUGCAUCCCGCGUGUUUGUGUUCGGCCCGUUGUUGUCUU